AUGCUCACCUUCAGCAUGUCUCUGCACCUGAGCACCCACAGAGCCCAGGGAGGUCCUACCGUCUCUACACUAAUGCUCCAUCUGCUUCUCUUCCCGGUCGCAGCUUACCACUCCAUGGAAAACAUGCGGCAAUGUAUCAACAACGCAGAGUUCCUCAAGCAUGCAGAGUUCUCUGGGAGCGUGUAGGGAACCAGUAUGUCAUCCAUAGAGGCUGUGCAGCUAUGGAAUCUGAUCUGCAUCCUGGACGUUGACAUCCAGGCAGUGAAAAGCAUCAAGCAGAUAGACUUGAACCCCAUCUACAUAUCCAUCCAGCCACUGUCCAUGGACAUCCUGGGAAAACACAGGCUGCAAGAGAGGCAGACAGAGAUGGAAGCUGCCCAUGUGGACAUGGAGCUCAGUAAGGAAUCAGGUGUCUUUGACAUGGUCAUCAUUAAUCAUUAA
This is a messenger RNA of Electrophorus electricus (electric eel), 441 nucleotides long. The record is from RefSeq and is a predicted model, not a curated record. NCBI's taxonomy places the organism in Eukaryota, Metazoa, Chordata, Actinopteri, Gymnotiformes, Gymnotidae.